CAUCAUAAGACCGGUUUGUAAGUGUCAUCUGAACCAAAUAUUUCGCAAGUUUCCCGUAGAAUUCAAAAUCAUGACCGACUCGGUGGUUGGCAAUCGACACAAGAAUUGUCUUCCUUGCCGGCUAGUAAGUGGAGCCGGUGUUCUUGGAAUGGGCAUAUAUGUCUGGGUACAAGCACAGAAACGACCUCAAACCGUUGGUCGAUUCGCCAUGUACGGCGUUGCCGCUGUUGCAGGCGGAGUCGGAUUAACCCGAAUUCUGGACAGUUAUCCUUUCGGUAAUUCGAAAGACCCUCCAAAAGAAUAAGGCCGUAUUAAGGUGUUCAAAGUUUGUUUCAUAUUAUCAAUAAAUUGUAUAUGUUAAAUUACAA
Topomyia yanbarensis is the source of this 368-nucleotide messenger RNA. RefSeq lists its product as uncharacterized. The transcript is spliced from 2 exons. NCBI's taxonomy places the organism in Eukaryota, Metazoa, Arthropoda, Insecta, Diptera, Culicidae. The coding region runs from base 71 to 304 and encodes 77 amino acids. The record is from RefSeq and is a predicted model, not a curated record.